UGAAAAUAUAUGUCAAAACCUUUCUGGCAUGACGUCACACAUCACCUCAUCUCGUCCUGUUAUCUGAUUCGCUGAAUUUUGUAUUCUGAUUUUCCUACUCUUGUACCUCGGAAAGUUAAAAAUAUUGAAAACUCUGAAGACCUGUUAAAUAAAUGGAUAAAGACAUACCAGGGUUUUCCUCUACGGAGGAAAUCAACCUGAUGCCGGACUUAACCGGAAUUGAUGAUAUCCUCGAUCAUUGUGAAACGGAAUUGCUGAAAAGCGAGCUAUUUGGGGAUGAUGCCUUAUCUCAGUUGAAUGAGUCUCUAGAUCUAGCAGCCCUUGGUGAUUCUUUCAUGGAUACACAAAAUGCACCAAAUCCUACAUUGUCCAGAACCUUCGAAUCAACAGCUGCAUUAUCCACACCAUACACAAGCGUGCCAACUACAUCAGCAAACCCUUUCAUCCCUCAAACCACAUCAAAAGAUGGUUCUCCCGUACAUAAUUUGCAAAAUGUUCAAGUAAAGAAUGUGGUGCCAAUUCAGAGUCCUACCAUGAUUAUAUCAUCCCCAAGUUUUCAACAAAACUCACAACCUCUUGUUUAUGCCUCAUUGCCUCUACAGAAUCAGCAGGUACUUAUGCCACAGAAGCAGGGUAGACAAGUAUUUGUGCAGAAUCUUCAGCAGAUAUCAGCUGACCAUAUUCAACCAGUGCUUUUACAAGCAAAGAUUUUGAAAACUGAUAAUCAGACUAAGAUUUCACAACCUGCUGUAGUUUAUACUACAUCCAUAUCAAACAACACAUCUCAGUCAAUUCAUACCAUCCUGAAUACUAGUGGCAUCCUAACUACAGCAAAUGGGUUUCCAGUAGUACUGGAUAGUGAGAGUAAGGUACCUAUAAACAGGGUGCAGCCUGGAAAUAAGGAAUACAAAGUGAAGGAAGUGAAAAGGAGUGCUCAUAAUGCAAUUGAGAGAAAGUAUAGGACAAGCAUCAAUGAUAAAAUUGUUGAACUAAAGAAUAUUAUUGCAGGAGAGAGUGCAAAGAUGCAUUUAGGAAACAGCAGAGCUGAAGUACUUACAGUCAAAGUCCAUCUCAUAUCGAAUUUCAUUUGUCAGUGUCCAAUUGAGACUUCAGGGCUACCAUUUCUUGGAUGCACCAAUUGUGUCUAUAUGCAUGUACUUAUUUUGAACAAAUCUGCUAUCCUUCGCAAAACAAUAGAGUACAUAAAAUUCCUUCAAAACUCAAAUACAAGGCUAAAACAAGAGAACAUGGCCUUGAAGAUGGCAGCACGACAGAACACCCUUAAAGAUCUGCUGAUAACAGGCGACGCUAAAAAAUAUCGCCCAGAAGACACGCCUCCAUCUUCUGACAUUUCGCUUUCUCCGCAGCAAUCUCUGCCAUCUAGUCCUGAGUUUUCGGUUGUCAAGGACGAUAGUGAUGAUGAUUUCAUGGAAACCACCAGAGGGAUGCUGGACAGUUCCCGUCUCACACUAUGCAUGUUUAUGUUGGUAAUGGUGGCCUUCAAUCCUUUUGGAUUCAUGUACAAUAAGUGGUCAGAGACCUCUGAUCCUACUUACGUCAACAGGAGGAUUUUGGAUUAUGCCACACCAACGAUGUCGCUAACUUCAUCACUGAUGCUAUGGCUGUUCAAUUUGGCAAUUUUGGGAUUUUGCAUGGUGAAAAUGUUCGUUUAUGGAGAUCCAAUAAUACCUCAAAAGUCUAAAGAGAGCCAGACAUUUUGGAAACGGAGAAGACAAGCUGAUCAAUUUUUGAACCAGGGAGACAAAUUGAGAGCAAAACAAGAAUUACUGCGUUGUCUAAAAAUUUAUGGCGUCACUCUACCUUCAACAAGAUUGGAGUUGUGUCUAUGUCUUUUCUGGCAAAUAAUCAGACAGAUAAUGCACAGGUUGUGGAUUGGACGAUGGUUGUCUAGCCAUGCUGGAGGAUUUUUCAUUGAUGCUAAUUCUCGUUACGAAUGCUUGACCUCCUGCAAAGAACUGGCUCUAAUAUUCAACGAUUUGCACAAAAUUCAACUGGUGGGCGGACCUGCGGAGACAUGUCAUAUGUUAGGACUGAUUACAGCUUUGAACGCUCUCAACAUUGCUGAUGCAGCAAAAGGGAGGAUUAAUUCUGUUGGAAUGAUCGACAUUUAUGUCGGUAUGGCGCUCAGAGUCAAAGAAAGCGCACCCAGUUGCUUGCAGAUAUUGCAGAGGUACUAUUUAGGUUUGGCUCAGCUGUCCUGCACAAAUUCCUGUGAACCCAUUCCUAAACGUUUACAGUGGCUUUUCACGCCAUAUGGAUACAAGUUCUUCUUGUCUAAUAGAUCCACUGAAGCAGUAAAGUCCAGUAGCUUACCGUUCAGUAUGAUCAAAGACAGUUUGGACCCAUUAGCUAGUCAAAUAAAGAUGUAUCGUGAACAUUUAUUGGAAACAGCAAUGCAAAUUAUACUUUCACCAGGCUACAAAAGCGAUGGCAGCGACAAUAAAACAGACAGCAUUGCUGAUGCAUUGAUUUAUUUGGAUUUGUUGAGAGAUGAUGUUACUGUAGACGCAAAAACUGUUUUUGGAUCAAACUCUGUUCAAAGCUACGCAGAUCCGGUAGCUCGAUGGUGGAUGACAUUUGUCUCAAUCGCUUGUCAUUGGCUGAUGGGCGAGGAAUGUCCAGAGAGCAUGUACAAAAAGAUCGAGAUGAUCCCCGAACCAUUGGCUUCUCUAAAUGACCCUCUACCUAAAGCUAUAGUAGCUGCUUUCAAAGCCAGGAAGAACUAUCUGUCGUACGGAUCCGAUGCCACACCAAGGCAGAUACUUCAUCAUUUGGAUUACGCCAGCCAUUUGCUAUCUGAUAGUCUGACGUUGACUAGUUGCAAGAAAAAGGAUCACCUGAGUUUGUUGGCUCAAUUGAUGGUGUGUGAUUGGUUGUUAGAAACGAGAACAUCCCUGUGGGAAGACAGCGUCGAAGGUGAUUCGAAGGUCCCAGUAUCAAACUCUGUUCUGUCCUCGUUUCAAGCUGAUUUAUCAUCAUUGAGGAUUCUGACUGAACACAUUCCGAGUGCAUUGGCGAGGGUAUUUUUGUAUGAGGCUACUGCCAGGAUGAUGGCUGGUGCGGCACCAGGUAGGACCCAACAAUUGCUGGACAGAAGUUUGAGGCAGAGGAAUAUCAAGCAAUCGAUAAUAUGCGGAAAAGGAGACAAGAACAACCAAGAUAUGGGCGGAGAACGACAGCAUGCUUCAGCAUUAUAUAUGGCCUGCAAGCAUUUACCUGGCCCGUUGCUCUCUUCACCUGGUGAGCGAGCGGGAAUGCUAGUGGAAGCUGCAAAGACGUUGGAGCGAAUCGGGGAUAAGAAGAAGCUACAAGACUGCUACGAAGUAAUGAGGACCUUAGGUACAACCGCUGUUAACCAUUGAGUGCUUUUUAGUACGUAUAAUCUAAUAUAUGAAGAUAAUUUUUAUUGUUGUGUUUGUUUCAAAAUUCGUGUGGAGUCCAUUGAAGGUUUAAACUUUGAGUUUGAUGUUGAGAUAACAGUGAAUUAGAUUGAUGAAGAUGAGGUAUUUAUUUGCUAUGGUGUAAAUUCUUAUUUGAUAGACUGGAGAAGUAGCUGAUACCGUGGCAAAAUUUGUAGUUCAUACCGAUUAUUUAUUUCCGGUUUUAGCUAUUAGGAUAAGACUCCAACACUGAAUCCAAUUUAUCUUUCGCACUUAGUGCCUAUAUUAUGUUAGUUUUAGUACCAUUUUUAUAAUGCAACUAUUUCGGCAAGUGAAAAGCUUAGAUUUUUAUACAUGUUAUUUAUAUUUUUUUGUUAUAAAUAAAUUUUUUCACUCGCAAA
Molecule: messenger RNA, 3802 nt
Organism: Acanthoscelides obtectus
Lineage: Eukaryota; Metazoa; Arthropoda; Insecta; Coleoptera; Chrysomelidae
Source: the annotation of a GenBank genome assembly